Molecule: messenger RNA, 3042 nt
Organism: Poeciliopsis prolifica (blackstripe livebearer)
Lineage: Eukaryota; Metazoa; Chordata; Actinopteri; Cyprinodontiformes; Poeciliidae
Product: fas apoptotic inhibitory molecule 1-like
Exons: 4
Coding region: 690-1238 (182 amino acids)
Biological process (GO): positive regulation of neurogenesis; negative regulation of extrinsic apoptotic signaling pathway via death domain receptors; canonical NF-kappaB signal transduction
Source: RefSeq, a predicted model, not a curated record
ACAACAGUUUAAUAUGUAUAUAUUGAAUUAUGUAAAAUAAAAGAUGAGUUAUUAAAAAUGACUAACCUUAAAAAGGUUCAACUUUUUAUAAUCAGAAAUGUGAAAAUAAUGAUAAAAGGGGGAGAAAUUAAAAAUGUUUCAAUAUAUUUUAUUUUUGAUAAUAUUUAAUAAAUCCUUGAUUAUUUUCGAUGUGAAAUGCAUUUUACUGUAUUUAAAUAGUGUAAUUUAUUGUUGAUAUUCUGCACUUGAAUGAAUCAAAUCUUCAGUAUUUUACAUCUUAAAGGUGCGGCAGGUCUCGCUCUGGCCACCAGGUGGCGCUGUUUCCUCGCUGUUGAAGCUGAAUGGGACGGAAAUUCUCCGCUCCAGUUUUAUGGCAGCUGAUCCAGUUUGCUGCUGGUUCGGAUCCGGCUGCAGGCUCAGGCCGCCUCCUGAGGCUGAGAUCGGUUCGGCUGAGAUCCAGCCGGUUCGGAGGACAGCGGCCGGUUCGGAGGACAGCGGCCGGUUCGGAGGACAGCGGCCGGUUCGGAGGACAGCGGCCGGUUCGGAGGACAGCGGCCGGUUCGGAGGACAGCGGCCGGUUCGCGGUGACUCCUCCUCUAAGCCUCUUACUGUAAUCACGCUCCUGCUGAGGCUGCAGGACCCGGUUCCUGCCCUCGCAGCUGCUCAGAACCGGCCCGGUUCGGUCCAGGAUGCCGUGCGGAGACGCCGUGGCCGUGUGGGACGUGGCUCUGAGCGACGGCGUGUACCGGGUCGAGUUCGCUCACGGAACCACCACGGGGAAACGGGUCGUCUACGUGAACGGGACGGAAGUGAUCCGGAAGGACUGGAUGUUCAAGCUGGUGGGGACGGAGUCGUUCCGUCUGGGCGCCGCCGGCACCAAGGCCGCCGUCCACAUCCAGGCCGUCGGCGGCUUCGCCUACCAAUACUCGCUGGACGUCGGCGGGAAGAGCCUGCAGAAGUUCAUCGACCACAGAGCCAAGACCACCAAGACCUGGGUGGUCCAGGUGGACGGGAAGGACUGCCGGGUCGUCCUGGAGAAGGACACCAUGGACGUUUGGUGCAACGGGCAGAAAGUGGAGACAACGGGACAGUUUGUGGACGACGGCACUGAGACCCGCUUCACCCUGGGGGGUCACAGCUGCUGCAUCAAGGCCACCGGCGGCGCCAAGAAGAAGAACGGCGUCCAACACAGCCUGCUGCUGGGCCCACCUGCAGAGCCGGACCAGAACCAGAACUAGAACCAGAACCAGGACCAGUAGAGAUGGACCAGAACCAGAACCAGGACCAGUAGAGAUGGACCAGAACCAGAACCAGGACCAGUAGAGAUGGACCAGAACCAGAACCAGGACCAGUAGAGAUGGACCAGAACCAGAACUAGAACCAGUAGAGAUGGACCAGAACCAGAACCAGUAGAGAUGGACCAGAACCAGAACUAGAACCAGUAGAGAUGGACCAGAACCAGAACCAGUAGAGAUGGACCAGAACCAGAACUAGAACCAGUAGAGAUGGACCAGAACCAGAACCAGGACCAGUAGAGAUGGACCAGAACCAGAACCAGAACCAGUAGAGCAGGGGUCACCAAAACUUUGUGGGACUGGGAGCUUCUUCACGGGUACAGAGCAACACGAAGGACUACUUGUUUAAUACAGUAUAUAUAAGUAUAUAUAUAUAUGAUCAUAUUAAUGUCAGGACCACUAACAAUAGUUAUCAGUAAUAAUUUACCAUGAUAAUUAAUCGCUAUUAUGUGAUCAGAAGUUUUUAGCUCACAGAGUUUUACGUUUGAUUCCUUUUGGAGUUUUUCUCUGUGAUUCUAAACUGACAACAAGUGACUGAAAUAAACCAAAUCAAACUGAUGAUUGUUGCAGUAACACCUGCAGCUGCACUGAGUACCUUGACAUGUUCCUUUCAAUAAAAAAGAAGAGUUAUAGUUUUAUUAUCUAACCAUCUGUUCUAUUAGCAAAAUUGUGGAAAUAAAAUAUCUUUUGUGUCAAAACAUAUUAAACACACAAAGCUGUCAGUCUGAGGGAUGAGGUGGGGAACCCAAAGCCUCAGUCUUAUUGGUCAGUUUGCUUUUAUUCAUUUAACGGCUUUGUGUUUUUCUGCAAGCUAAAAAUGAACCAGUUGGGUUUGAACCUCCUGUUCUACGUUCAGCCUGAGCUUCUGACAGUCUGCGCGGUUCUGGCGGGUCGCAGGUUUAUAGCUUUGUUCUGGUUUGGCGAACCGAACAGCUGACGGAUCCCGCUGGCUAAAACUAUCACUGCACCUGACCUGCAAGAGCACAAGCUCCUCUCCAAUGCGCAAAAAUCAGCACAAACCUGAACCAAGAGCAGCGGAUUUUAUCCAGACGAUGCUAAAUAAUAAAGACAUGGAAGCGAAGCCUCCUCAUCUCGGAAAGAGGUUCAGGUGUUGAUUCCCAGAUGCGCUACGAAUAACAUGUUUUGGCACAAUUUAUUUAUUUUUUCUUCACAAUUUUGUUAAUAGUAAAUAGGGUUCAAUAAUAAGAAGUUAUUCUUUUCUUUCUUUACUUAAAGGAAAAUGUCAAGGUAUGCAGAGUGCAGCUGCAGGUUCUGAACUUGAACAGCAGGAAAGAGUUUUAUACAGAAAGCAAUUUAUUUUAAACGUUUUUAUCAUUUUCCUCUUUUGAACUCUAAAUAUAAACAAACGUCAUUACUUCAAUGUAAAAACAUUUAAUUAAAUUAUUUUUUGGUCCCUAAUGAUAAUGGCUAUUUUUAGAAGUGGCUCCGCGGGCGCCUGAAAAGGUCCCUGCGGGCCCCGGGUUGGUGACCCCUGAACUAGAUCUUGUUUUUCUUUUCCGACUCCAAUAAAGCUGUAUCUCCUCUGCUGGGAUUUUAUUUUGAAAGGCCGUUAAUGUCUGGUUGUCAUGGCAGAGGUCAUCUUUGCGCAGUCUCCAUCUGUCCGAAUGCAGCUGUUCAGCAGAACGGCGGGAAAACCGGAACACGACUGGACGGACCUUCAAAAUAAAAGCUCAACACCCAUUUAGUUGUGUAAUUUCUGACUAAAUAAAAACAGAUGUAGCUUUAA